This is a messenger RNA of Leguminivora glycinivorella, 791 nucleotides long. RefSeq names its product endocuticle structural glycoprotein ABD-4-like (gene Cpr49Ae). The coding region runs from base 115 to 519 and encodes 134 amino acids. Lineage: Eukaryota; Metazoa; Arthropoda; Insecta; Lepidoptera; Tortricidae. The transcript is spliced from 4 exons. Gene Ontology annotation, molecular function: structural constituent of chitin-based larval cuticle. The record is from RefSeq and is a predicted model, not a curated record. Gene Ontology annotation, cellular component: chitin-based extracellular matrix.
AGACAAACCCGCGUCUCUAUAAAAGGGAGGCGUGAUUACGCGCAAGUACAAUCCGGCGCGGGCGACGCCGACUCCACCAUAUGGGACCCCGAGACUGCUGAAACAACUGAAAUAAUGAGGAUAAUAUUACUGAUGUGCUUCGUGGCGCUGGGAGCGGGCGCCCCUCAGCAAAAGUCCGCGGACCAGGCCAUCGCGAUCAUCAAGCAGGACUUCGACCAGCAGGUCGACGGCUCCUACCGUUACAGCUUUGAAACAGAGAACGGCAUAAAGGCAGAGGAGACGGGCACGCUGAAGAAGGCAUCAGGGCCAGACAGCAGUGACGUCAUCAUCGCGCAGGGCGGCUUCAGCUACACCGCGCCAGAUGGCACCGUCAUCAAUCUCAACUACAUCGCUGAUGAUGAGAACGGGUUCAAGCCUGAGGGCGCUCACCUGCCGACUCCCCCACCGAUACCGCCUGCGAUCCAGAAGGCCCUAGAUUACCUGGCCACGCUGCCCCCACCGCCCCCAGGCCGAAACUAACACUGAAAGACUACCCAACGGCUACAACAAGUACUCAACGACUCGCUUCACCGUUUUGUAAACAGCCAAACAAAAGUUAGAGACGUUUUAGUUUGUAGAAGGCUCAACAAAACGGUUGUAGAAAUAAUGUAUAUUCAAACAGCAAUAAAGAAAACAAAAAAAUGUGACUGAUCUGUGAUAAGCGAAGAUGCCCGAGAGUUUUUAUACAAUGUAAAUGUUUUUUAUUUAUUAAAUUAAAGCAAAUUCAAUGCCAAAGAUGCAUUGCAAAAUAA